AUGUCUGAUGAUACAAACAGAUUACCCCAAGACCAAGAACAGACAGUAAUAAAUGAAAAUAUAGAUGAUCAAGAUCAAAAUGGCGAUAGUCUAGAUCCUUUAGAUAUCAAUAAACUAUCUCUUGAUUAUGAUUAUUUAAUGUAUAAAAUAUCUGAUUAUAUUUCUGCAAUACACCAACAAACAACAGAUAUUGUUAGACAACAAUCUGACUUGAUAACCAAAGGCAUUAUAAAUACUCAAAUCGAUCAAACUAUAGAAAAUUGCAAAGGGGUCUUAAGCAAAUGCCAUGAUCUAGAGGAUGCAUGUGACAUGUUGGAAAAUAUUGACUCCAUAAUAGAUGAAUUUUUUAUUAGACUUAGAAAUAUAAUACAGAAACUACCAAAGUGA
Messenger RNA from Saccharomycodes ludwigii, 387 nucleotides. It is a transcript of the gene CNL1, whose product is annotated as Cnl1p. The coding region runs from base 1 to 387 and encodes 128 amino acids. The transcript has a single exon. NCBI's taxonomy places the organism in Eukaryota, Fungi, Ascomycota, Saccharomycetes, Saccharomycodales, Saccharomycodaceae. Gene Ontology annotation, biological process: endosome organization. The record is from RefSeq and is a predicted model, not a curated record. Gene Ontology annotation, cellular component: BLOC-1 complex.